GAAAUCGUUAAAACAAAUCGCAGCCGUUGGUGCUAGGGCUUUUGGUUAUCGUCCGGGCGCUAGGGUUUUGUGGAGGCGCUGAGGUUUGCGGCCGGCGAUCACGCGCAUCAGAGUGCAAGAUGGUGCGCGCCAGCGUCCUCAACGAUGCCCUGAAGACCAUGUACAAUGCGGAGAAGCGUGGCAAGCGCCAGGUCUUGAUCCGCCCCUCGUCGAAAGUGAUCAUCAAAUUCCUCGCCGUGAUGCAAAAGCACGGCUACAUCGGCGAGUUUGAGUGGGUCGACGAUCACAGAUCCGGGAAGAUCGUCGUCGAGCUAAACGGCAGGCUCAACAAGUGUGGAGUCAUCAGCCCGCGCUACGAUAUCAGCGUCAAGGAGCUCGAGGCCUGGACUGCUCGGCUUCUUCCAUCUCGCCAGUUUGGCUACAUUGUGCUGACAACAUCGUCUGGUAUCAUGGAUCACGACGAAGCGAGGAGGAAGAAUGUUGGUGGCAAGGUCCUCGGCUUCUUCUAUUGAUGCAAGCAAGCUUUCCCGAAGAUCAGAAAACCUAUGGUACACACCUGUGCUCUCUCUAGCCGAGCACAGUCGACGUUGUAUUUCCAAAUUUUGUGAGGCUUGCGUUCAACUUUUUAACUUCACAUUUUGGGUCUUGUUUUCUUC
Molecule: messenger RNA, 656 nt
Organism: Selaginella moellendorffii
Lineage: Eukaryota; Viridiplantae; Streptophyta; Lycopodiopsida; Selaginellales; Selaginellaceae
Product: 40S ribosomal protein S15a-1
Exons: 4
Coding region: 120-512 (130 amino acids)
Biological process (GO): translation
Cellular component (GO): ribosome; cytosolic small ribosomal subunit
Molecular function (GO): structural constituent of ribosome
Source: RefSeq, a predicted model, not a curated record